Messenger RNA from Arvicanthis niloticus (Nile rat), 1567 nucleotides. RefSeq names its product SUV39H1 histone lysine methyltransferase (gene Suv39h1). NCBI's taxonomy places the organism in Eukaryota, Metazoa, Chordata, Mammalia, Rodentia, Muridae. Gene Ontology annotation, cellular component: nucleus. The record is from RefSeq and is a predicted model, not a curated record. Gene Ontology annotation, molecular function: protein binding; zinc ion binding; histone H3K9 methyltransferase activity.
GAACGGACCCCCUUCUCAAAAUGGGGGAACCGGCGACUCUAGGUUGCAGUGUGUGCUGUAAAUCUUCCUGGAAUCAGCUGCAGGAUCUGUGCCGACUAGCCAAGCUUUCUUGUCCUGCACUUGGUGUUUCUAAGAAGAAUCUGUAUGACUUUGAAGUUGAAUACCUGUGUGAUUAUAAGAAGAUCCGUGAGCAGGAGUAUUACCUGGUUAAAUGGCGUGGGUAUCCCGACUCAGAAAACACUUGGGAGCCACGGCAGAAUCUCAAAUGUGUUCGCAUUCUUAAGCAAUUUCACAAGGACUUAGAAAGAGAGCUUGUCCGGCGACACCGCCGGUCAAAGCCACCCAGGCAUCUGGACCCAAACCUAGCCAAUUACCUGGUGCAGAAGGCCAAGCAGAGGCGGGCACUACAGCGUUGGGAACAAGAGCUCAAUGCCAAGCGCAGCCACCUGGGGCGGAUCACCGUGGAGAAUGAGGUAGACCUGGAUGGCCCUCCAAGGUCCUUUGUCUAUAUCAAUGAGUAUCGAGUUGGUGAGGGCAUCACCCUCAACCAGGUAGCUGUUGGCUGUGAGUGCCAGGACUGUCUGUUGGCCCCCACUGGAGGCUGUUGCCCUGGAGCAUCCCUGCACAAGUUUGCCUACAACGACCAAGGCCAGGUGCGACUGAAAGCUGGGCAGCCCAUCUACGAGUGCAACUCCCGCUGUUGCUGUGGCUAUGACUGCCCAAACCGCGUAGUCCAGAAAGGCAUCCGCUACGACCUCUGCAUCUUCCGCACUGAUGAUGGCCGAGGCUGGGGCGUCCGAACGCUGGAAAAGAUCCGCAAAAAUAGCUUUGUUAUGGAGUAUGUGGGAGAGAUUAUUACCUCAGAGGAGGCAGAGCGGAGGGGCCAGAUCUACGACCGCCAGGGCGCCACCUACCUCUUUGACCUGGACUACGUGGAAGACGUAUAUACCGUGGAUGCCGCCUAUUAUGGCAACAUCUCUCAUUUUGUCAACCAUAGUUGUGAUCCCAACCUGCAGGUGUACAACGUAUUCAUAGACAACCUUGAUGAGCGACUACCCCGCAUCGCAUUCUUUGCCACAAGAACCAUCUGGGCGGGCGAGGAGCUCACCUUUGAUUACAACAUGCAAGUGGACCCCGUGGACAUGGAGAGUACCCGAAUGGACUCCAACUUUGGCCUGGCUGGGCUCCCCGGCUCCCCCAAGAAACGAGUCCGUAUUGAAUGCAAAUGUGGGACAACAGCUUGCCGAAAAUACCUCUUCUAGCCCUGAGAAGUCUGAGGCCAGACUAACUGAAGGGGCCUGAAGCCACCUUCCUCUCCUACUGCUACCCUCUUGUCAAGAAUGACCAUCAAUCAGAGCCUUGUCUGCCUCCACUUGUCCUCACCUGCCCCAACCUGCUCCAGGGUCAGGGCUGUUGUGAGGACUAACUCCGGGUACCCUUCCCUGUUUCUUUCCCCUGUCCCAGGCCCAUCAGGCAUUGCACUUAAAACUCCCAGCCCCAUUUUCAAAAGCAUAUUUUUCACAUUAGGAUUCCCUAGAGUUGGAAUUCAUGUCAAGUAAUGGAGGUU